AUCAUCACCAACAGGGACUUUUCGUGCAGGAAAAUCAACGACAAUGUCGAUGGAAAAACAAUCUGAUUGCGGUGUUUUUGGAUGCAAACCAAAAUGGAUGCGGAAAUUUGCAUCUGUAAACUGGUUCACUGGUGUAUACAGUAUAACAGGACUGUUGACGUCGUCGCUCUCUAUGUAUGUUGUUUCACAAGUAUCAACUAUUGAACGGCAGUUUGGGUUGAGUAGCAGCAAAACCGGCUAUCUGAUGGCGUGCAAUGACAUUGGGUACUGCGUCACAAUACUUAUCGCUGGUUACUUUGCUAAUAGAGUCCAUAUACCAAGAAUGCUUUGUUUAACGACGAUUUUGUACGGUUUAUCGGGAAUCCUUUGCUCCGUGCCUCACUUUUUAUUCAAGCCUGCCCCAUUACAGACCGGUCUUGACGGCGCAAUACCAAAAAUGAGCUUUGCCAAGCUAAGUCUCUGUAGAAAUUCUACCGUUUUAGAUAUAUCUGUGAUGAAAAACUUUAAUAAUAAUACCGUACAUGCAGAAAAUAUAGAAAAUACGGAAUCCGAAGAGGAACGUACUGCCAGAAAUGUAACAAUGGCUUUAAUUGCAAUUGGUAUGAUAAUUCAAGGCAUCGGUAAGGCACCAAGGUACCCUAUGCUUGGUCAAUUCCUUGAUGAUAACACAAAUGAAAGGGAAACCGGCUUUUAUUUAGGAAUAAUAACUUGCAUUACAAUAUUUGGCCCCGCAAUGGCAUAUGGACUAGGAGGAUUUUUCAGUCAAAUUUACGUAACUCUGGAAGAUGUUGAUUUGCAUCCUCAUGAUCCGCGAUGGUUAGGCGCUUGGUGGCUUGGAUUCUUGGCAUUUGGUGUUGCAGCAGUUUUGUGUGCAUUCCCGUUGCUAUUCUUUCCUGCCAGUCUCAGACGAGUUAAAGCUGUUAAAAGUAGAACACCAGCGCUUGAAUUUCAUUCUGGAAGAAAUCUUAAAUCAUGCUGUGAUGAGGUGUUAGGUGUUUUCAAGAGCAUUUUUCAGGUACUGAGAAUUCCAGCAUUUACAAUCAUGCUGUUAGCAUGUAUAUGUAGUGUACUCGGAUAUAGUGCGGCUUUCUCAUUUGGUCCAAAAUACAUGGAGAAACAAUAUAACAUACCCGCUUGGAAGGCAAACAUCAUAUUAGCUGGUAUGGGAAUUCCGUCGGCAUGUCUCGGAUCAUUUGUUGGUGGGCUUGCUACUAAGAAACUGAAAUUGUAUCCCCUGAAGUGUAUAAUGUUGAUUUUAUCUACACAAAUUCCGGCAUUAGGUCUUCAAUUCAUUUCAAUGUUCCUCAGCUGUGACCAACCUCAAAUAAACGGUUGGCCAGAGCAAAUGUCUUCAGAAUUACCACGGUCAUGUUCCAGUGAUUGUUCUUGUGGUAGUACAUUCUUGCCAGUGUGUGAUUCUACUACUGGAACAAAUUAUUUCUCACCUUGUCAUGCUGGGUGUUCUCAGGGAUCUCUCAUGAAAUUUACCAACUGUACCUGCGUCCCAGACAGUGUUGUAUCGACGGGCUUUUGUCCAUUCGACUGCAACAUGCUCUGGCCUUUUAUGAUAGUAUCCUUCCUGGCCAACUUUCUGUCUUCUUGUUUGAUGAUGCCAACAUUCAUCUUUAACAUAAGAAUGGUUCCAAACAGAUUAAAAUCAAUGGCAAUAGGCCUGUCAGCUCUAGCGAUGUCAUUGUUUGCAUGGUUACCUGGGCCAGUGAUUGGAGGAAAAUUAGUGGAUCAUGCAUGCUUGCUAUGGUCGGACGGCGAUUCGGGAUCUUGUACCUUCUACAAUUUGGAUGUCCUUCGGCAUAAUAUAUUCGGAAUGUCUAUAGGGAGCAAAUGUGUAGCAAUUUUAGUUUUGACAUCACUAUUACGAGUUACUUGGAAUAUGAGAGAAUGGCCAUACAGUUCGGACAACAAAUCUAUUGAUUUUAUAGCAGAAUCAAAAUAUAAACUGAAGCCAGAUGCUUUAAUUGACAAAACUUCAAAUGGUGUGAAAUAAAUAUCGUACAAUUGCGAUUUAACGAGUCUUUCGAAAAAAGGUUAUAUUCAAUGUGAUAUAUCUGCA
Ruditapes philippinarum (Manila clam) is the source of this 2071-nucleotide messenger RNA. Its product is annotated as solute carrier organic anion transporter family member 2B1-like. Gene Ontology annotation, cellular component: membrane. Gene Ontology annotation, biological process: sodium-independent organic anion transport; transmembrane transport. Gene Ontology annotation, molecular function: protein binding. The record is from RefSeq and is a predicted model, not a curated record. Lineage: Eukaryota; Metazoa; Mollusca; Bivalvia; Venerida; Veneridae.